UAUUAAUUAUGGGUUUUUUUGUUUACACCGAGUGAAAUGUUUUUAUAAAAGUUAAUAAAAAAAUGUCAUCCUCCCAAAAAGUAUUCGUAAUUUUACUUAAAGCUGACAGCAAAAAAGUAUCUGAAAAAAAAGAAUUUGUUCAAAAUCUAUCAGAUAUCCUUACAAAUGAAGAAAUUAUACAAGACAUAACACAUUAUUCAAGAAAUCAAGAGCCAGAUAGACACCAAAAAGUAACAUGGAAUACCAUAUUUAUAAAAUGUCACCAAUUUUUAAUUGAUGAAAUAGGAAAAUCUGGCCCAUUAGCUGCUAAAUCAUCAUUACAAUUGCAAAAUGAUUGCUGUACACUUUUAUCAAAGAUAGCUCGUCAUGCAUGUACACCAUUUGAAAUUUUUUUGAAUUUUAAAGAUUUAAAAUUCAUGCUAUUUGAAGUAUUAGAGAGUGAUUUUUAUAAAAAUGCUUAUAAUACCUAUAUAAAUCUACUAACAGAUGUAGUUUUAUCAAAUCGAAUGCAUAGAGUUUUAAUUACCUAUGAAGAGUGGAGUAAUAUGCUUCAGAUUUUUUGUAAAAUGUAUGAGGAAUCCCAUGUCAGAAAGGAUGUUGCUUUACAGGUUUUACAACAAACAAUAUAUUAUGGUUGUUUACAAUCACGUUUAGUACAUGAUGUUAAACUGAUGCUACCUUUUCUUUCAAAUGUCUUCGAUGAUGUCAUCAAUGAUCCUACAAUUUUGCUGAAACCCGCUUACAAAUUAAUGUACACUGUGUGUACAGAAAUUGCAACUGAAAGCAGGAAGGCAUUAUGUAACUUUAGUGAAAAAAUACUUCCACGUAUGAUUGCCAUUGAAGGAGAUGCAGAUAAAUAUAAACUAUUACUAUUUUUUAUUGUAAUACAUCAUCCUAAUGGUGCUACAUCAGAUGAAAAAAGUGCAUAUGCCCACGACUGGAAAGAAUGGAAACAUACAAUGAUUAUUAUUUACAAUCAUAUUUUAAAAAAUAUUAAAUAUACGUUUUUGUUUUCAAGCUUCACUGCUUUAGCUAGUGAAGUAUUUAAACAAAUUCUUGAAGAUCACAUUUAUCGGGAAGAGGCAUCUUCUGUUGAUCCUGAAACUUCACUACGUAUUAAGCGUCAACGAUUAUCAUCUGAGAUACAAAAAUUACCAGAUUUUUUUAAUAUUAAUUUCGACAAAAAAGAAACGGAAUCACGAUGGUGCAUAAGUAAAAUAUUGAAAGAGAUGAUAGAAAAAUAUCCAAAUGUUUUAAACAAAAGAGAUUUUCAAGUAUUGUUAGAAUUAGUGAGUGAAUUAUUUGCUGAGACCAUAAAAAAUGAACAAGCUGUUGAUAGUUUAUGUGAACUUUCUAAAACUUUAUUAAAGACUGAACAUAUUUUGUCAGAUGGUUUAAUGUUUACAGAAAUUACAGAAAAAUAUUGGACUAAAAUUCAGCACAUAUUAUUGAGAAUAUUAGGAUUGAAACAAAAUGAAAAAGAAGGUCAUGAACUCUUGCAAUUAUUAAUCACGAAUUUUAAUACAUUGUCGAUUAGUGAGCUUUUGUACUUGUACAUAAACAAUGAAAUUCCAUGGUCAUCAUUUUCCAUUAAUACAUUGUACGUGAUAUGUCAACAUGUAAAUAUCACACAUUAUAUUGAAGAAUACCGAUUACCUAAUGAUCUCGUGAAGAAUCGUCUAAUUAAUUGGAUCCUUAAUAUACCUUCAUGUCGAGCGGUAAAAUCUGAUACAAUAUUAUCAUCAGGAAAGGUUCUUAUUUAUUUAAUAUUAAAAACAUGGUUCAAAGAUAAUUCUAAUGUUUCAAUAAAUCAAAAAAUUUUUCAAGAUAAUACAAAUACGAACGAUAACACUUUGUUUGAUUUACUGGCCAAUAUAUCAAAAUAUUAUUUAUCAUUAAGUUUAGAAUUAGAUAUUUUUAAAACUGAUGAUGUUUCUUUAUGUACUAUUAAUAGUAAUGAUAAUACGAAAUUAAUUCAACCAAUACUUUCUGAAGAAACUUUAUCUUCAAUCGUAACAAAAUUAUGUGAAUUACUAGAUGAUCAUGAAAAAAAUGUUGAAGGAGUUUCAAAGUUAAUAUACGACUUGAGUAUAGUUGCGACGUUUAUUUCUAGUUUAUUGGAAAUAAAUGUGGAGAGAAAUCACAAAGAAUUGGAGAAAUUAUUGAAUUCAUUUACUCGAUCAAUUGCUAGUUUAUAUAAAUUUAUUUAUGAAAAUGAUUUACUUAACAGGAAACAUAUGUAUAUCAUUGACUUAAUUAGAGCAUUAAUAACUCUAUAUGAAACGCCAUACAGCCAUACGAUCGCUACGAUUAUUAUUGAACAAUGUCCUCUGGACUUUUUACGAAAAUUAUUAGAAUUGGUGAAUUUUGAAAAUAAAGAAGAACUUGGUCGAACUGAAGAAGAUCUUGGCAUUAAAUACUUUGAAUGUAUUUUUGACAUUCGUGAUAAUUCUCAAUGUAAACAAAGAAGUAGACGAUUAUCAUUAGGUCAUAUUAAAGUAUCUGAUGACCAUGCAAUCACUAUUGGUGCUCACAAAAUAAUAGCACUAUUUGGAUGCAUAGACUCUGGUGGUAAAAUUUUUGAAAUUCAACAAAAAUUAUUAGAGAAUAUCCUACAAGUUGAAAUAUAUGCUCCAACAGUGAUUGGAAAUUUUUGGCAAGCAUCAUUAUUUUUACAGACAUUGACAAAAUGUCGUGAAGAUUUCUUCUCUAAGGAAUUUAUCAAUAAAGUAAUAGAAUUUUUAAACCAACUAACUCAUAAGUGGAAAAGAGACUAUAAUGCUGUGAAAGGUAUAACUGAAAUAUUACCAUUAUUCUGUAAACAUUUAACAUUUGUCGGUGAAACUAUGCAAACUAUUUUAGAAAUAUUUUUAUAUACUCAUCACCUUAUUCUGGCUAACAGAUUCGGAUCAGCAGUAUGUUUGAGCUUUUUGAAAUCUUUACAUCAAUUCAUUCAAGUAAAAUCAUCAUUAGAAAUAUUAUCCAAAGAUACUACACAAAAAACAAUCACAAUCAAUGAUGUAUUAUUAAGAUAUAUUGGAAGUGCUUUUUUUGUUGUGCGGUUUGAAACAAUAAAAAUUAUACAUGACAUAUUUCAAUCAAAAACUUUAGAGAUACCGAAAAAGACUUCAUUUUUAGAGACUAUUAAAGAGAGUGUUUUAAAGCUGUUUGAUAUUCAGGAUAUAUCAUCUAAACAAGAUGAAUGGAAUAAUAUAAUAUCAACUACAUUAUAUACACUUGGAAGCAUAAUUAAUUCUUCUGGUUUCUUUCAAACUAAUGUGCUGAUUUUCAUGUUAAACUUACAUGGAGAAAGAGAAGUACCGAUAAAUAUGAUACUUAAAACUCUUGAUAUUGCAGUAAAAAAUGAAAAUUAUAAAGAAAAAUUAAUAAAUAUGAAUCUUUAUACUCUUAUGAAAAAUUGGAUGGAUAGAAAAUAUUCACAAACAUUUCCAUGGAUGAUUACACAGUCAACUUCAGAAGAAGAAUUUUUUAAAGAUCACAUGAGUGUAUUUAUUUUAAUAAAACUAGAAGCUCAUCAAUUAACAGUUAUUAAUACAAUUUGUGAAAAACUUGGAUGCCCUUUUCCUGAGGUAAUUGAAACCAAUUUUUCUACUGUAAUAGUUUGGAUACUUUCAACUAUCUCACAAGCCAGUGAAACUGAAUCACAAUCACAUAAACAAUAUGCAAGACAUAUUUUUGAACAAUUAAAAAAAAAUCAAGAUAAAUUUGAAGGUAUUAAAAAAUUAUCAUAUUUAAUUGAAAAUCAAUUAAAUAAGAUUUUGAUAAAUAUUAUUGAACGAUUUCAUGAUAUAGAAAAUUUUACUGAAAUGUUUCAUGAACAAUAUAAUUAUAUACCAAGUAUAAAUCCACCGAAUUUAAAUAGUACAAGUGUGGGAAAAUGUUUACAUUAUUUAGAAAAAUUAUGUCCAGUAUUUGGAAAUUCGUUAAUUUCAUAUUUAACAAAUGAUGGAUCAAAUAUAUUACAACAAGUUUUAUUAAUGCUAUCCAACAAUAUUUAUGAAUCUCCUAUGAUUGAACAUAAAUUACUAACAUUUCAUCAAUAUGCUUUUUUUUGUAAUUAUUUAAUUCAAGAAAUUUCAAAAGUUACUUUUGACACAAUGGCAAUGUUCUUUUUAAAAGAUAUUUGUUAUACUCUACUGCAUCUCAUUAACAAAGAAACAGAGAAAUUAUCAAAUAUUAUUGCAGGAUUUUUUUACACAAUUCUUAAAACCUCUUUACCAUCGAGAUCAGAAGAAAUCAGCAGAAUUUUAGAUUUCAUUGUUGUUAGUUUAAUAUCAGCAAUUCAAAAAAAUAAAAUAGAUGAUAUUGGCUUAAAAAUAAUCCAUUUUUUAAUAACUUACUCGACUGAUCCAAUAAAAUUGGCUGUACUUAAAUUGGAUAAAUUUCCAAGUGAUUCAUGUUUUGAUAAAAUUCGUAGCAUUCAUUCUGCUAAUAAACAUUUUGUCGGUGACCUUAAUCUUCAAAAAGAAAUAAAAAUAUUUUUGGAUUUAAAAAAUGAGAAAAUUACAACAUAUAAUUAUGAAGUAAUUUCAGAAUUAGCUAAAGUGUUACAUGAUAAAAAAGAUGAAUUAAUUCAAAUGUAUAAAGAUCUUGAAAAAUUACAUGGUUUUACUGAAGAUUGUAGAUCAAGUUUACUUCAUAGAUUAAUUUAUAAAUUAAUGAAAUUAACAGAAAAUUCAAAUGAAAUAAUGUUUUUGGAAAUUGCCAAGUGUCUUGGUGAAUUAGGUCCUGCUAAUUUAACGACAAUGAUAUUACAUUCAGAAGAACAUCAGGCUAAAGAGGAUGGAAAUUUUGAAGAAAUAUUUAUUUAUAAGAUAAUCAUAUUGUUAAUAAAGUUUCUUGAGAGUAAUAAUAUUCAAUUAAAAAUGAAUAGUGCUAGUGCAUUACAUCAAAUAUGUUCGACUUCUCAAGGAAAAAAUAUAUUAACACCAAAAUACCUAAAAGAUAAUGAUGAAGCAUCAGCAUUAAUGUUAUUAAAUUUAACUCAACCUUUUAUCAAUAAAAAUGAGACUAUAAAUGAUAUAUUACGUUUAAAUAAAAAACAUUGUAACAUAUAUAUAAAUUCACAAUACAAUUUAUGGAAAAAUAUUUCAACAAAUUCAUAUACAGAAUGGAUUUUAAGUGUAUCAUGUAAAAUUUUACAUUGUUUCGAUAACUCAUAUUUUUCAACAUUAAUUCCAAUUUGUAAAUUAAACAUUGAAUUUGCAGAAUGGAUUUUACCGAAGCUCAUCUAUCUUAUAAUUCUUACAGAUGAUAAAAUAGCUGACAGACUUUGUAAAUCAAUCGAUCGAUUUUUUGAACAAAAUUUUAAUUCUUUUAAUGAUACAAUAAAUAGUAAUCAAUUUAUUGACUCUUCUAAUCAUAAAUCAAUGAAAUGUGUCUUAAAUGUAAUCAAUUUCAUAAGGAUUCAAUGUGGUGAUAAUUUUAUGUUAAAAUUAAAUUAUCUUUAUGUUGCAAAAGCUGCACAAUUAUGUUCAGCAUAUUUUUCUGCAAUAUUUUAUGCAGAACUAUACUGUGAAACAUUAAAACAAUCGAUUGAUAAUACGGAUAAUAAUGAAUUUAAUAUUGAUUACAUCUGUGAAGAAAUUGAUAUUGAGACUGGUAAAACAUUACAAAAAAUAUUAUGGGAAGCAUUUACACAUAUUGGUGAUCCUGAUUCUAUACAUGGCUGUGGAUUAUCUCAUUUAAAAAAUUUAUCGUCACGAAUACAGUAUUAUACAUAUUUACAACAAUGGGAUAAAGUUAUUAUUGCAGUAGAUGCAGAAUUAAGUUCUGGACUUUCGAAUUUUAAUGACAUGACAAUAGCAUUACAAAAUUCUGGUUUUAAUUAUUUAUUAAGUCGAUUUAGCAGUACUCUAAGAGACGAUGAAAAUAUGGAUAAAAACAUUUAUGAAACAGCUUGGCGAUUAUCUGAUUGGAAUAUUAUACCUAACAAAAAUUCAUCAAAACAAAAAACUAGAAUAACUAAGAAUCUUAUCAGUGAUGAUCAUGACUAUCAUUAUUAUCAUUAUGAAGCACUUAAAUCAUUACAUGAAAAUGAUUAUGUCUCUUUACAAGAGUAUAUUAAUAAUGCUAGGAUAGGAAUAAUAAAAUCAUUCCAUAAUAUCAGUCUUGAAUGUAGUGAAACUAUUUAUCCAAAAUUAGUCAAAUUACAAAUGCUUUUAGAACUUGAGCAAAUGGCUGGAACGAACGAAGAAAAUUUAGAACAGUUAAUUUCAUCAUGGAAAUCACAAAAUGUUCCUAAUUUAAAUGAUUUUGUUCAUGUUGAGCCAAUUUUAACUCAAAGAACUGUUUUGUUUAAAGCUAAAUAUUCAGUAAACCAUCUUGAAUAUUUAAAUGAAGCAUUUAUUGAUACAUGUUUACAAUUAUCAGAAAUAGCUGAAAUGCAAGGUCAUACUAAAAUUGCAGCUCGUAUAUUAAUUUCUUUAGCUACAAAAAAUAAUUUACCAACGAAAAUUCAACAUCAAUUGCAGUAUCGUGAUGCUUUGUUAAAUUGGACAAAAAAAGAUUUUGAUAUAGCUCGAUAUUUAAUGAAAGAUUUAAUAAAUAAAAGUGAAUUGGAAUCUGGUUUUUAUGCUAAUAUAUUAAGAAUUUAUGGAAAUUGGAUGGCAGAAACUAAAUCAGAAAAUCCUCAAAAUAUUAUUGAUAAAUAUUAUAAAAAAUCAAUUGAUAUUCUUUCGAGAAUUAAAGAUCAAUCAAUUGAUUGUAUAAAUAAUUUAAAUGAUACUUAUGCUGCUUUGGCUCAAUUUUCAGAUACGCAAUAUCAGCAAAUAACAGCAUUUAUGAAAACUCCUGGAUAUGAGAGUCUUAAAGAAUGUACUCAAUAUGCAAAAAAUAAUAUUACAAAAAUAACUAAAAAUAAAGAUGUUAAAAGGGCAUUAGAUAUUUUUAAAAAACAAAAUCAAAUUGAUGUUGCUGAAUAUACGAAUAUUAAAAAAGAACAAAAAUUUUAUUUAGAACGUGCUAUUCAAUAUUAUCUUACGACAUUGGAAACUGGAGAUAAUCAUAAUUUUUUUAUAUUUAGAAUUAUUUCAUUGUGGUUGAAUAACAAAGACAAUGAAACAGUGAAUGAACUUUUUGAAAAUCAAUUGGAAAAAAUACCUUGUUAUAAAUUUAUUCCACUAAUACCACAAUUAGCACCACAUUUAAGUGAAACUAGAAAUAAUACAUUUAAAUCACAAAUUUAUCAACUGUUAAAAAGAUGUACUGAAGCACAUCCACAUCAUACACUUCCAAUACUUUUAGCUCUCGUAAAUACUCGUAAAGAUUAUGAUUUUCAAGAAAAAAAAGAUACAAAAGUUGAUGCAACUGAACGAGAACUUGGUGCAAAAUGUUUGAUUUCUGAAUUUCGAGAUAAUAAAAUAUAUCCAAUUAUUCAAGAAAUGAUAAAUGUAGCUGAAGCAUUAAUUAUGUUAGCAUAUCAUGAGUUUAAUGAUCGAGAAGCUGCACAUCGUAUACCAAAUAAUCAAAAAAUUAAUCGUAUUAAAAAUUAUCGUUAUUCUAUGGUACCUACAAUAACUCCAAGUAUUGAACCCACGGGUAAAUAUAGUGAAGUAAUAAGUAUUUAUAAAUAUGAAGAUUGUUUUGAAGGUGUAGGUGGAGUGAAUAAGCCAAAAAAAAUUGUUUGUAUUGGAACUGAUGGAAUACGAAGAAAACAAUUGGUAAAAGGCAAAGAUGAUCUAAAGCAAGAUGCUGUUAUGCAACAAGUAUUUACUGUGAUGAAUCUACUUCUGGUAGCAAGCAAAGAAACAAAACGAAGAAAAUUAAACAUAAGAACUUACAAAGUUGUACCUCUAUCACAAAGAUCUGGAGUAUUAGAAUGGUGUGAUAAUUCAUUACCCAUUAUGGCUAUUCUUAACAGAGACAAUAAAUUCAGUGGUAUGCAUAAUAAAUAUUAUUCUAAUGAUUGGAGUCUUCAAAAAUGUCGAGAAAAAAUCAAGGAAGCAGCAGCAAAUAAUUCAGUGUUAACACAACGAAAAAAAAUUUAUUUAGAAUGUUGUAAACAUAUUCAUCCAGUGUUACAUUUAUUUUUUAUGAAUACAUUUCCAUCACCUGAAGUGUGGUUUGAAAGACGUUUAGCAUUUGUACGUAGUGUAGCUACGAAUUCAAUGGUUGGAUACAUUUUAGGUUUGGGUGAUAGACACUUUAAUAAUAUUUUAAUUGAUGAAUUAAGUGCAGAAGUUAUACAUAUUGAUUUUGGUAUUGCAUUUGAACAAGGCAAAGUUUUACCAACACCGGAAACUGUACCUUUUCGAUUAACUCGUAAUAUAGAAGCAGCAAUGGGGGUUUCAGGUAUUGAAGGAGUAAUGCGUAAAUGUUCUGAAGAGACAAUGACAGUAUUACGUAAUAGAAAAGAUAUUAUAAUUACACUUUUACAAGUUCUUUUAUAUGAUCCACUUUUUUCAUGGAUGGUAACACCUGCUUUGGCAUGGGAAUUACAAAAUGAUGGAAUGAAACCUAAGAGUAAACAAUAUGACGAAGAUAUUGGAAAUGAUAAAUUUAAUAAAGUUGCUGAAAAGGCAUUAUUGAGGUUGGAACAGAAGCUUCAAGGUACAGAAGAUGGAUUGCAAACUAGUAUUCCUGGACAAGUAGAACGACUUAUCCAAGAAGCCCGUGAUCCUGCUAAUCUCUGUCGACUUUUUUAUGGUUGGCAGGCUUAUUUAUGAAGGAAAAACCCUGCAAGAUAUUCAUUAUUUAUUAAUAUUUUUGUCAAAUAAAAUGAGAUUUUUCUAUUAUUAAAUUAGAAUAAUUGUUUCAUUUUUUCAUGAAUAAAGCAUA
Molecule: messenger RNA, 8799 nt
Organism: Chelonus insularis
Lineage: Eukaryota; Metazoa; Arthropoda; Insecta; Hymenoptera; Braconidae
Gene: tefu
Product: Serine/threonine-protein kinase tefu
Exons: 6
Coding region: 63-8687 (2874 amino acids)
Biological process (GO): DNA repair
Molecular function (GO): protein serine/threonine kinase activity; protein binding
Source: RefSeq, a predicted model, not a curated record